Neospora caninum is the source of this 4128-nucleotide messenger RNA. RefSeq lists its product as hypothetical. The record is from RefSeq and is a predicted model, not a curated record. NCBI's taxonomy places the organism in Eukaryota, Apicomplexa, Conoidasida, Eucoccidiorida, Sarcocystidae. Bases 1 to 4128 code for a protein of 1375 amino acids. The transcript has 6 exons. Gene Ontology annotation, molecular function: protein binding.
AUGGCGAAGGUUCAGGACAUCGACUGGAAGGCUCGCGCCGGCCCGUCUGCGGAGAGCACACAGCGCCCGCUGCGCAGCGCACCCCGGGAUGGGGCGCCAGAGGGCGAGAUUUCGGGCGACGACCCCGAGACCCAGAGGAGACUGUCUCCUCUCCGGAUUGAUUACCGGAAGGCCUUUGAGCUUCUCGAGCAGGCAGACCCAACAGGCAUCAAAGCCUUGACGGCUGCCUACAACGCAGCGCUGCAUGCAUGCGAGCGCCAGAGAGAUCGCCCAGGCGCCCUUCGCAUCUACGCAGCCAUGCGCGAGAAGCAAAUCCCCGUCGAUGUGGUGACUCUCCAUUCGCUCUUCACUCUUCUCGAGGCUUUUGGCGACGAUACAGCUCUCCUUCAGAUCUUGGCGCAAGUCGACGCAUCCGACCCUGACUCGUCUUUGGCUUUCCUCGCCCCUUCUCCAUCUUCGUCUCCUCUGUCUCCUUCUCUGUCUUCGCCGUCUGGGUCCGGGCCCGGGCUUGCCGCUGUCUCUGUGACCCCGUCGCUCCUCACGCUGGGCAUUUCCACGUGCUGUCGCGCUGGAAACGCGACGGCAGCUGUCCAGUUGAUGGAAAGGCUGAAGGCGCUGCUGCGGCGAAACGCAGAGCACUUCCUCCUCAGCUUCACGUCCGUUCUGCCGCCGGACACCGCCGACGCCACUGCUGCUGUCGCACACCCGCCGACGUCGGUGUAUGUACAGCUGGUCGUCGCUCUCUCCCAGGACGGCAGGUACGAGGAGGCCUUGGCGUACUACGAAGAGUUGAAGUCUCUCCAGCGUCGCUUUAUUCAGCAACAGCACAUUCUUCAGAGAGAGGCAGCGCGUCGCGCAGAGCUCGUGGAGCGCGAGGCGACGACGAAGAACCUCAGCGAGGACGAGAGGAAAGAGCUUCUGAGCCAGAUCGAGAAGCAAGUAGUGGAAGAGCAAGAACACCUUCUCGAAGACUACCAGCCUCCCAUCUCCGCCAUCAACGCUGCCCUAGAAGCUUGUUGCUGCACUGGGCGCCUGAAGCAGGCCCUCGCGAUAUACAAGGAAGACGUCGAGUUCUCGCAGCAGCAACGCGUUCUCGCGGGAGAGGCUCUCGACCAAGCUGAACCGACGCCGAACAAAUCCUCGCCGACUGUGCGGACCUUCGACUUGCUGCUGCGCGCAUGCAGCCAACAGAGACAGGCGUUUGCUCUCGCGCAGAUUUGGCGGGACUUCGAGCGUCACCGGGAGAGGCAGGCGGAGACGCCGAGUGAGCGUCUCUUUCGCCUCCCCGCCGCAGCUUCGUGCUUCGCGUCAGCGAUUCAAGGCUUCGCUGUUUGCGGCGACUGGACCUACGCGCUGUCACUGCUUCUCCUUCUCCACCGCGAGAUGUCGACGGCGCGGCAGCGACUCGGUGAGCACCUUUCCCGUCGCUUUCAAGAGGGGCGCGGUGGUGACGCUGCAGGCCAGCAGGCGGCUGAGGCGAGCGAUGCGCGAGAAGCGAGCGGACUCGAGGAAUCGACUUACCAGGAGAGCGGCGGCGACGUGGGGAUCGAGCCUUACCUCGCAGUGCUCCGCGCCUGCCGAGACGUUGGCGCGUGGAAGCCUGCCCUGGGCGUCCUGCGACUCCUCCAGCAACGGAGGCAUCAGGAGCGCCUGCUGCACGCGCUGGGCACCGAGCGCGAGAGGCGGGAGGCGGAGCGCCGCGACCGCUUUCAGCAGCAAGUCCUCGCCUUGAGAGGCCGUCUGGCUGAAGCGAAGAAGACCGCCAGCGGCGUAGGAAACAAAGAGGCGCCUCGGCAGAGAGAUCAUGCACAGGCGCCGCCUGGUUCGGACCCGCUCCUGUCUCGAGACAUGGAACGCGUCCUGGGGUGUCUAGAUGGCCCCACGGCGGUGGGCCGAGUCCCCCUGCUUCCCGAAUUUCCCUUCGAGGCGUACGCACUCUGUCUGGGCGCCUGCGCGACGGCCGGCGCUUGGGAGCAAGUCCUGGCGGUCUCAGCAGAGUUUUUCUCACCGCGAAACUCUGCUGCAUGCGCGGGUCGAACGGCGGGGAUGGGCGGUGCGAGGGAAGAGAGCGAAAGCAAAUUGGCGAAUCGAGGCGGAUGUCUGGCCGACAGCGAGUCAGGGGAGACGCGGGCAGGAGCGGGGUCGGAGCGGGAAGGGCCCCAGGCGUCGCUGGAAAUAAGAAAGAUUGUGAAUGCGUACAGACUGAUGGCGCUCGUUCGCCUGGGGCGUCACCAGCUAGUCGAAGAGGAACGAAGAAGCCUCAUCCGGCUGAUGGAAAUGGAGCGGCGAACGCGCGAGCGACGCCACGCCAGAGAGAGAGACAGAGAAGGCCACGAAGAAGAGCGUGGACGCGAAGAAGCGUCCCUGGCGAAAUGGAGAGAGGAAGCCGACGAGGAACGGCUGGAUCAAAGGGGCGACGAAGACAAUCAAGACACUCACGGAAUUGCCUCCCGGGCUCUCGCAGAGGCAGAGUCCUGGCUAAAGACAGAGGCCGUUCGCGCGAGACCAGUUCGAGGGAGCGACGAACGAUGGCAGGUUUCGUUAACCGACGACGCACCUGGCUCGUCUGACGCAACGUAUCCUCACUCUUUGCUUUCCUCGUCUUCAUCUACCUCUUCUUCGUCGUUUUCCGCUUCACUUGCGUCUCCGCUUUCGGCGCCUUCGCCGUCUUCUGUUUCGUUUGUGGGGAAAGCAGAGCCUGCUGAGGUGCACUCCGCGAGGGCGCAGGCUGCGGAGGCGCGCGGGGCCAGGCCUCUGUCUCCUCUGCGUCCUUCCGUCUCCGCAGUCUCUGACCGAGGCCCAGGCGAGGCUUCCGAAGGCGGCAGCGAUGGCGACGCGAGGCUGGCGCCAAGACGCAGAGGCCUUGUCGGGCGAGGCCUUGACAGCUUUUUUGCGGGCCUCGAACCGGCGUCGGAGCGAGAGGCGCGGGCCGAGGCAGAAGCUGCAGCGAGACGAAGAGAGCACGAGCGCGAGAUGAGAGAGACGACAGAGCGCAGAUCGCAAGAGACAGGCGGGAGGGAAGGAGACGACGGCGAAGGAAUUGAAUGCCACCAGGCGUCAGGCUGGGGGACUCGUGGAGACGGGGAGAUCCGAAAGAGCGAGGAAGGCAGAGUACGUGGAUCAGAAGGAGAGAAAGACGCCGGGAGGGACGCGACAGAGCGAGAAAAGGACAGGGAACACACAGAGCGCGAGGGCGAUGAAAACUCAGAGGGAGAAGGAGGAGCCGUAGGCGCAGUCGCAGGAGACAGUGGAGCUCCGGUAGCAGCGUUUCUGAGUUCUGUCUUGGGCCCGCGGCGAGUCGUGCUCGAGAGCAUUCGCGAAGAGCCGCUUUUGGUGGACCAGACGCCCGGGGAGCGUGCGGACCGCGUGCAUGCAGAUGCAGGAACACCGGAGGCACAAGAGCGACCGGGGGAAGAGGAGCAAACCGACGCAGUCGGAGAAGGCGGUAAAGUUGACACAGAGAGGGGAAACGCGACAAGGGUGGUGGGAGACAUCGAGGAAGAGAGGCGGGAGAAACAGGAGGCUCGUGAAGGGGACUUCCCUAGAGCAAUGGUCGAGGGAUGGAUGACAUCUAAAGACAGGGGCCGAGCCGAAGACAGUGGCGGCAAUGCCGAGUGCUUGUUGGACACCGGCAGAUUCGCAAACGGAAAACAGGAAGGCGUGUCUCCCGCCUGCGAAACGAGUUCGAGUGGUCGGCCUGUGGAGACGAGCCUGGAUCUCCUGCUUCGUCACAAACAGGCUUCUCUCCCAGAGUCGGCAAACGUCAGCGUCGGACCGCCUCGCUGGCUCGCCACGCAGGGCGCCGCAGCCGCCACGGGGCCCAGACUCUCAGCGGUCCACAGUGGUGUACGUACACCAGAGGGCUGGCCAGGUGUCUUGCCACGUGGCGAGGAGACGCAGGGAGCGCGCGCCUCGUCGGCGCCGCAUCCGCAGCCCGCGGCGCAGCCUGCGAAAAACGGAUUUCUGUUUGCAGGCAACCACGGCUGGGGCUGGCCGCCGCACUGGGAAGAAAAACUCGACAAGGCACGCGACAGAUGGCAACGAGAGAGUGCGGGGAGACACGGCGAGGCAGAACGUGAAGAAAGCGCAGAGACGGAGAGCCCGUGGGGGAUGCGGCCAUCCCCUUAG